AUGCUCCGCACAAUUUCCCCGCCGGGAUCCCCCCCGUGGCACGCACUAUAUCGUACAGCACUGACACGGGCAGCAGCUGGAGAUGGGGCAACAGCUACUACUCCAGCAGCAGGCAACACAGCAGGAACACCGGUCACGGAUAAGGCAGCAACGGUACCAGCAGCAACAGCAGCGGCUCCCCGUGCACCUCAGGCAUUAGCCGCACCAGCAACAGUAGGUACAACGGACACAGCAGCGACAGUCAAUGCAGCAGUGACACCUACAGCAACUCACACAGCAGUGACGCCAGCAGCAUGGGUGACAGCAGCAACUGCCGGAGCAACGGGCAACACGGCAGGGAUAACAACAGCGGGUGACGCAGAAAUGACACUGGUGGUGACAGAUGCAGCACCGGUACUCCCUUCACACACCAACCCACCCCUCACCCCAAAUCCAGGGAUCACGGGCCUGGAUUCACCGGCUCCUAUUCCUAUUCCCACCGCCCCACAACCAAGUCUGAACUCACCGGCAGCACAAGCCAGCCCAAUGCCAGGCAUGUUACAGGUGGGUAGCACCAGCAGCCUCUUCAUACAGGGUGCCGGGCCCAACGGCAUGAGGGGAGCAGGGACAGAGGCGUACACGGCAGCUGAGGGGCAAUGUGAGCAGCAGCCCACCGCAGCAACGACACUAGCUGCUAGGGAGGAAGAGGACGGGAGAGGGCCGGCCAGGACAGAUGCAGAUGCAGCCGCUAUAGCUACCCCAGCAGCAGUAAGCAUCGGCAAGGAGCAGGUGGAACUGAAUGAGGGAGCAGGAACCAGGGCAGCCGAGGCAAUGCAGAGGGCAAGACAGCCUACGGAAGAAGCUGGUGACACGAGACGAGCAACGGCAGGGAUCUCUGAGCUGGCAGCAAUGAGGCUGGGAGAACCCUUGGUUGUCACAAGCAACCGCCUAAGCAAUCUCCCACGAACUUGCGAGGGCACUGGUGAGUUACCCCCCAACGGAACAGCACCCAUCGCGCCACCCACCACCGUGCUGCAGCAAGGACAGAGCCACCCGGGCAGCCCCACACCACCUUUGCCGGUACAGGCUAACGCGGCAGAAGCCGCACCACAAGCACAACAACAGCCAAACGAUAGCAGCAGCAGCGAAUGGGCCAAGGAUGAAGGACCUUACAGGGACAGGACCCACAUCCUCUACUGCCCUGUGGAGUUUGACCCAUGCGGAGGAGAGGACGAAGCAGAGCAUCCCGAGGAGCCUAUAAGCCCAAAGAGCCAGGAAGACGCAGCCCCAGAGAGUGUGAAGCUGACAAAGAGAGAAAUUGGCAAGGCAGCAGCAGCUCUUAUGCGGGGUGAGCAGCUCGGCAUGAAGGGUUUGGAAGCGGCAUACGGGCUGCAGGAAGCCGAAGAUCUCCCUGCUGUUUGGCACCGUUUCUUCGAAGACAUGCAGUCAAUGCUACUCAACAAAGCACCACCAGAGCCCCCAGCUUCCUCGCCCUUCAAGACCAUACCCGAGCUUUUACGCAAGGCGCUCGAGAAGGAGCUAGCCUCCUUCAAGAGCUGCCUUCGCACCUUCAGCAAGGUAUCGAACGGCCUAUGCGAACUUCAGCAGCAGUUCAGGGAUGGGGAGGUUUCCCACGCUCUCCGGAUUACAGCCCCCACGCUACAGCUAACCGACCCUACCCUGCAAGAGAAGCUGAACCAGGCCCUAGACAAUGAGCUGAAAACCUUCAAAACAAAAGCUCACCUGACUCUGAUGGGGUACAAAGAAAAGGAGAAGGCUCACUGGGAGGGAGCAGCGGAGGUAUGGACGGCACGGACAUACUCUCGCUUCGAGAGCUUCCUGGAGAAAAGCCUCCACCUUUUCGAGACACAUGCAACACCUGAUACCCCUGCACCCGAUGCUCACCUCAAGGAGCUGGCUGUUGACUACAUGGCACGGGGCAUGGCACGAGAGCUGAUGUACCAUGCUGUGUGGAUCAAGGGCAGCCGCAAAUCAAGGGCAAGGGGGGCAGCUAAGCGGGAGAAAGUACGGGCUGAACAGGCACUGAGGGAGGAGAUUCAAGCUAACCCUUCUACUGACCUGAUUGGGCUGGUAAAAACUCUGGUUGGCCCCCUACAGCAACGGGUAGAGGCCCUGGAGCAGCGGCAGCCUAGGAGCGGGACUGCGGUAGAGCACGGGAAGGCAGCGGGAAAGAGCAGGGCUCAACGCCGUAAAGAGGCGAAGAGAAACAAGGCACGAAACGGAACCACCUCACAGCAACCCACAGCAGCAUCGGCCCCUCAGGCAGGGAAGACCGUAGGGGGGACAGUGGCUACUCCAGCAGCAGCAACAUCAGCAGAGGGACUGGGAGGAGGCGAGAGACAAGCCGGGGGGGUGACCGAAAUGGCAACAACAGUUGCACCGGCAACAGUUGCUGUGACGACAACAGGACCAGCAGCCAUUGCAACAAAAGUGCAAGGAGCAACAGGACCAACGGCAGCAAUAGCUUCAACCAGUGCCACUACACAGCCAGCGCCAGCACCAGUAGCAGCAACACCAGGGGCAGCAAACACAGCUACGCCAUCGGGAGCAGCCGGAGUAGCAGCACAACCGGCACCAGCGACGAUCUCUGCUGCAACACUUCCGAGACAAGCGGAGGGCAGACAGCGGGGAAGGGGCCUGCAGGCGGCAGUGAGGACCUCGCAGCCAUCCGCGGCAGCCAUUGCGACUGCUGCGGCGGUGAAGGUAGCUAUGCGUGGGUUGAAGGUAAACCGGUGCUUGUUCUUGCUAUUUCGCGAACGCUAG
This is a messenger RNA of Closterium sp. NIES-65, 2763 nucleotides long. Lineage: Eukaryota; Viridiplantae; Streptophyta; Zygnematophyceae; Desmidiales; Closteriaceae. The record is from the annotation of a GenBank genome assembly.